Molecule: messenger RNA, 624 nt
Organism: Phaeodactylum tricornutum CCAP 1055/1
Lineage: Eukaryota; Bacillariophyta; Bacillariophyceae; Surirellales; Neidiaceae
Exons: 1
Molecular function (GO): S-adenosylmethionine-dependent methyltransferase activity
Source: RefSeq, a predicted model, not a curated record
UUUGGAACAUUGGAUUCAUCGAGCGAUAGCAUUUUCUAUAGUGAUCCUCGUUUCGUGGAGCAUGUAGAUGAUCAGGCGGUUGGGAUACUCACAUCCUACGUUUCACAAACAGUUGCACAUAUUCCCGACGCGGCCGUCCUCGAUCUCUGCUCCAGCUGGACCAGUCAUUUGGAACCCAAAGUAUCUUGUGCACGAGUCGCCGGUCUGGGCAUGAAUGCCAAAGAACUACAAGCCAACGCAGUCCUUACCGAAUGGACCGUCCAGGAUUUGAACAAGAAUGCAAACCUACCCUACGCAUCGGGAUCCUUCGAUACCAUCUUUUGCCAAUUGAGUAUCGACUACUUGCGCCAGCCACUGGAAGUGUGCCGAGAAAUAGGUCGUGUAUUGAAAUCCGGUGGAACCGCUCACGUUUUGUUUUCCAAUCGCUUGUUUUUAAGCAAGGCUGUUGGUAUUUGGACGGGUGCCGAUGACAUUGAUCAUGCGUUCACGGUAGGAGCCUACUUUCAUUUCUGCCGAGACGGUCUCUUUCGAGACAUUCAAGCCAAAGACUUGUCGGUACGGAAAGGGCGAAACCAAAGAAUAUCAGGUGAUCCUCUCUACGUUGUAACUGCUACCAGAAUAUAG